AUGUGUCGGUCUUUUGCACGGCUGUUGCGUGCACCACCUAUCCAGCAUGCUGGUCCUCCAACCUCUGGCCUAGGGGGUUGUCGCCACCCCUCGUCACGGAUCUCCCCCGAUCGAUCGAUUACCGUGGCGAGUGCCAGUCCACCCGCCCUGCUUCUGGCCCAUGUUCGUCAUGCGGCUCGACCGGUUUUACGCAUUCAUCAUCCUUGGAUUCGCCUGAAUGGCCUCGAAGGCUCGGCGCAAUUCUCGACUUUCACUCGCAAGCUUGUCGCAGCGUCUCCUCCCAACCUUGCACAGAAUCUUGCGCGCGAUAUCGACGACUUCAUUGAUUCGGAAACUGUGGCCAUGGCGGUUGAUCCAACGAUCGCUGAUGUAAAGCCGGCCGAUAUAUUGAAUGGGGAUGUCCCUCCGUCUGCUGGUCGGGCGGAGGCUGCUCUUGAUCCAGAAUCGGAUGAAGAUGUUCCCGUGGACGCGGAGGAGCUUCAGGAAGCUCUGGGACGGCCGCCUCCAGUGAACACUAGCUACCUUCCUUUGCCAUGGAAAGGGCGUCUUGGAUACGCCUGCCUGAAUACAUAUCUCCGCUACUCCAAUCCUCCCGUUUUCUGCUCGCGCACAUGUCGUAUUGCCUCUAUUCUAGAGAACAGACAUCCACUACAAGAUCCUGAUCAGCCUCCACACGCCACGAAGAAUCGCCCAGACCUUGAACAGCCAGCGGAUGUGGCGCGUGGACAAGCAUUUGUCGAGGCCCUAGGCCUCGCCAAUGCGCGCGAUUUGGUCAAGCUCUUGCGCUGGAAUGACAAAUACGGCAUCAGGUUCAUGCGCCUCAGUAGCGAGAUGUUCCCGUUUGCCAGCCACAAAGAGUAUGGCUAUAAACUUGCCCCGUUUGCGUCUGAGGUUCUUGCAGAUGCGGGCCGGGUGGUCGCAGAGCUAGGCCAUCGAGUAUCCGUUCAUCCCGGCCAAUUCACGCAGCUGGGAUCUCCCAAGCGAGAGGUGGUCGAAAGCUCUUAUCGAGAUCUCGAGUACCACUCAGAGAUGUUACAACUCCUCAAGCUGCCCCCACAGCAAGAUCGGGAUGCGGUCAUGAUUCUGCACAUGGGCGGCGUUUUUGGCGACAAGGCUGCAACAUUGGACCGUUUCCGCGACAACUAUGCGGUGCUGUCGCAGGACAUCAAGAAUCGACUUGUCCUGGAGAAUGACGAUGUCAGCUGGACUGUUCACGAUCUUCUCCCUAUCUGCGAGGAAUUGAAUAUCCCCCUCGUUCUGGACUACCAUCAUCACAACAUCCUCUUCGACGCAAGCGAAGUGCGCGAAGGCACGCAAGACAUUAUUCCACUCUACGAUCGCAUUUCGGCCACCUGGUCCCGAAAGAAUAUAACACAAAAGAUGCAUUAUUCCGAGCAAACCUCGGCGGCCAUUACUCCUCGCCAACGGCGUAAGCACAGCGAUCGCGUGGCUACUUUACCACCCUGUGACCCUACGAUGGACCUUAUGAUUGAGGCCAAGGACAAGGAACAAGCCGUGUUCGAGCUAAUGCGGAACUUCAAGUUGCCCGGUCAUGAAUUACUCAACGAGCUAAUCCCCUACACGCGGACCGAUGAGAACAAGCCAUUCAAGCCACCACGCAAAUCUAAAAAGAAUGGCGGUUUCGUUGAUCUCGAAGGAUCUGUCCCGCCACCCCGCACCAUCCCCGAGGAAGAAGUGGGCAUGGGCGGACCAGAUCGAAGAGUCUACUGGCCCAGGGGAAUGGAAGAAUGGCUCCGUCCUGCAAAGAAAGUCGUGAAACCCAAGGCUUCAAGUCCAGCCAAACGUUCGACCCCCAAGAAAGCCAAGAGCGAGCCUGCCAAUCUGGAUGACAAACUGGAAACACCAGCAAAGAAAGCACCCAAAACGCCAACUCGGCGGACGCCAUCAACCAAGUCCCGCACUAAACGAAAGGCCGAACAAAUAGAGUCUACGCCAGAGUCGGAGGACUUGAGCAGUCUGUCUGUUGAAGUAGAGGAUACUGUGGCUACCUCUCAGGCGUCGACUCGGCGCAGUGGUCGUGCGAAGAAAGUCAACUAUACAGAGGAGAGUGCAUAG
Messenger RNA from Penicillium cataractarum, 2076 nucleotides. Its product is annotated as UV-endonuclease UVE-1. The record is from RefSeq and is a predicted model, not a curated record. The transcript is spliced from 2 exons. Gene Ontology annotation, biological process: nucleotide-excision repair; response to UV; mitochondrial DNA repair. Bases 1 to 2076 code for a protein of 691 amino acids. NCBI's taxonomy places the organism in Eukaryota, Fungi, Ascomycota, Eurotiomycetes, Eurotiales, Aspergillaceae. Gene Ontology annotation, cellular component: nucleus; mitochondrion. Gene Ontology annotation, molecular function: endonuclease activity.